AUGUCCAUCUUCCAGGAUGCCCGCAACGGGACCCUUUCGAAAUACAAAAUCGACGAUUAUCUCAAGGGUGACCCAAACAUCCUUGAGUCCAUAAAUCCCUCCAACGGCCUGACGCCUCUUGGGACUGCUGUGGUCGCUGGAAUUCCCAACGUUGUGGAAAAUCUGCUCAAGAAGGGUGCCAAGGCAGACGCACCAUCCAGAGAUGGAGAGACUCCUCUGCUCCUCGCCACUUCGAAGACGACCAAGGAGCGCCCCAAGAUUGUCCAGCUGCUUCUUGCAUCCACUCCAGCCGGUUCGGUUGACAGCACUACAGAUGCCGCUGGAAAGAAAACACCUCUCAUGUUUGCCAUUGAGAAUCGGGACAUCCAGUCCAUCCGGAACUUGCGCCGUGCCGGUGCUUCUCUGACCGUCAAGAAUGCCGCUGGCACUACGGCUCGAGAUGAUGCCGUCGCUACCAAAGACAUGGCUGUCGUUCGUGCGCUCAACCCCGACCAGGAGCGUCGCGCUUCUGGAAUUGUCACUGACAUGGUCCUCGCUUUCCUACUCUACAUUGUGGCCUGGAUGAACAGUGCUCUUGAGGACGCCGUCCGUCGCGCAUCCGGCCUAAGCGGUCAAGAGGAUCCUGGGAUUGACACCAAUGUGAACAAAGGCAUCACCCCAAACAAGAACCAGUUCCAGAGAAAUGUCGACAAGUAUGUCAACGAGAAUCCAGUCCUCAAAAACUUCUUCAAAGACCGGCCGGACUUCAUCCAGGAAGUUGCCAAAAAGGCGGCGAAUCUGGAGAAGGAAGAUGAGCCUCUUGGCGACAAAGAUACUCUUCCAAAGACCAUCAAGGUGUCGCUGCACCAGCAGGUGAUUUACUGCGGCAACUCCAUGAAGCGCGAAGGUCGCUGGGCAAACCAAAAGGCACUCAUCGGACGCAUCGCCAAAAUCACCACCAAGAUUCUCCCCGACGGCGAAGGUGUUGCUUUGCGUUUCAUCAACCAGGACAUUGACAACUCGUCCAACCUUACUUUCGACCAAAUCAGCAACAUAAUCCAGCCUAUGAGCUGGCAGCCUAAUGGUGACACGGAUAUUGGUACCAACCUGAAGCGCAAGAUCCUUGAGCCGCUCGUGUACGCCAAGAUCGCCAACAAGACCUUUGAUCGACCUCUCCUUGUAUCUAUCAGCACUGAUGGUAUGCCCGAGCCGGAGAACAAGCAGGAGCUUGCCAAUGCGAUUGUAGAGUGUGGUAACAAGCUGGAGGCUGCUAACUUGCCCCGUGGAAGUGUGAAAUUCAUGAUUGGGCAGGUCGGAACAGCCAGCUCUGCCGAGCAGUUCCUCAACAGUCUUCGAGACACCCAGGCCAUCAAGAGUGUGACUUUCGUGACCUCAGACAAACUCGACGACAAAUUCUCCGAGUUCAACGAGAACGAGGGCAAGCUCGAUCGCUGGUUGAUUGAGACUCUCUUUGCGCCUAUCGCCGAUGCCAACACUGGCUAA
Messenger RNA from Fusarium subglutinans, 1482 nucleotides. RefSeq names its product transcription factor. The coding region runs from base 1 to 1482 and encodes 493 amino acids. Gene Ontology annotation, molecular function: protein binding. The record is from RefSeq and is a predicted model, not a curated record. The transcript has 6 exons. Lineage: Eukaryota; Fungi; Ascomycota; Sordariomycetes; Hypocreales; Nectriaceae.